GCCAUAUCGAGCUUCCGAAAAUGCCCUCAGUGGUCAAGGGAAAUCUCGUCCAAGUCCUUCGUUUCGAUCUCGAGCCCUCCUUGUCGGGUUCGGACCCGAUCCUUCAGCUCGAUUCGGUCCGCAUUGCAGGAGCCUGCAUUGCAAUCUAAAGUCACUCAAAAAGUGUAUUUUGAUAUUAGCAUUGGAAACCCUGUGGGUAGUCCAGUUGGUAGGAUCGUUAUAGGGCUUUUUGGGGAUGAUGUGCCACAAACUGCAGAAAACUUUCGAGCUCUUUGUACAGGGGAGAAAGGCUUUGGGUACAAAGGGUCAGCAUUCCAUCGUGUCAUCAAAGAAUUCAUGAUCCAAGGGGGAGACUUUGACAAGGGAAAUGGAACCGGAGGUAAAAGCAUAUAUGGACGUACAUUCAAGGAUGAGAACUUCAAGUUGGUGCAUGUGGGACCUGGAGUUGUUAGUAUGGCAAAUGCAGGACCUAACACUAAUGGAAGCCAGUUCUUCAUUUGCACUGUCAAGACCCCAUGGUUGGAUCAGAGGCACGUCGUAUUUGGGCAGGUAAUGGAGGGGAUGGAUGUCGUCAAGCUGAUUGAAUCUCAAGAGACAGACCGAGGCGACCGCCCUAAGAAGAAGGUUGUCAUCAGCGACUGUGGCGAGCUUCCACUGGUCUGAUGGCAGCAAGAGAAUGGACUAUGUAUCCAUUUAGGUUAUACCUCUCUUUUUGUUAUAGAGCAAUGCGGAGGCUGUUGUCUGUGUCGCGGACUGAAAUGAUCACGAGCUAGAUUUUGAUUAAUAUCUGAACUUUGUGAUGCUCUUGGAGGUAAUUCGGGGAUCUAUUUUGACAUGACGAUGUAGCAACUACUAUUAAGUAGAAUGGAAAUAAUGACUAGUUGAGUACGGAGAAUAUUAUGAUGGAGCUU
Molecule: messenger RNA, 911 nt
Organism: Asparagus officinalis (garden asparagus)
Lineage: Eukaryota; Viridiplantae; Streptophyta; Magnoliopsida; Asparagales; Asparagaceae
Product: photosynthetic NDH subunit of lumenal location 5, chloroplastic-like
Exons: 6
Biological process (GO): protein peptidyl-prolyl isomerization; protein folding
Molecular function (GO): peptidyl-prolyl cis-trans isomerase activity
Source: RefSeq, a predicted model, not a curated record